Messenger RNA from Sardina pilchardus (European sardine), 1714 nucleotides. RefSeq names its product high affinity immunoglobulin epsilon receptor subunit gamma-like. The record is from RefSeq and is a predicted model, not a curated record. Gene Ontology annotation, cellular component: Fc-epsilon receptor I complex. The coding region runs from base 84 to 560 and encodes 158 amino acids. The transcript is spliced from 8 exons. Gene Ontology annotation, biological process: cell surface receptor signaling pathway. NCBI's taxonomy places the organism in Eukaryota, Metazoa, Chordata, Actinopteri, Clupeiformes, Clupeidae. Gene Ontology annotation, molecular function: IgE receptor activity.
AUCAGCAGCAGUGAGGGUAUUGGAACCACCACUGAUUCAGAGAUACAGAGAGACAGAGGUGGACGGCACUGGCCGAGUCAGCGAUGAGAAUGUGGAGGACCAUCAAACUCCUUCCACUGUCCUUGAUGAUCCAUGUAGCAGAGGCUACAUCGGUGAGUGACCCAGUGAUCUGCUACAUCUUAGAUGCCUUUCUCCUCCUCUACUGCAUCGUCUUCACGGCGCUCUACUUCAGAGAGAAGUUUUCCAAGAGUCCAACUACACAAGAGACCACCAACCAGACACAGGAGGGUGAAGGGGGUACUUACGAGGCAGUGGCCACCCAGAGCAACCCAGAGACUGGGGCAGUGCGACGACAGCGGGCCCCAGCAGCAGACGAUAACUAUGCGGCUCUGCAGCACCGGACGGGAGACACCUACGCACAAAUCCAGAACAAAAAGAAGAAGAAGAAGGAUGCCCAAGCAAGCAGGACCCAAGUGUAUGAGUCUCUCCAACAGACAAGUGCAGAUACUUACAACUCACUGGAGAUGAGGCCUCUUCCACCCCCACAUCCACCAAAAUGAGCUGGUCAACCUCUUGAAUCAAGGGUAUAGGUUUGAUUUUCAUCAAUUUGUCUGCACCACCUAAAAACAUCUUGAUAAUUCACCAUUUUUAGUCAGGCUCUUCAUCAAUUUAUGAGAAUUUCAGAUAAUUCAACAGAAAUGUUGGUCAGAUGUAUUCAUUUGACAUUUGUGAAAUUCUAGUAAUUUCUCACUGAAUACCUCUGUAAAGUAUCCACUGUCUGCUAUUACUGUGCAUCUGUCUCCAUAAUUCACCAGGCCUACAGUUGAAUUUACAGUUUGAUGAAGAACACUUGAAUUGAUAUCAUGCACAGCCUUACACUGAUGACCAUCUGUUACAGUUUAACCCUUUGGCUCCUUGACUAUUUAGUACCUUUACUUUUAACUUUUUAUCUUGGUCAUUAGACAGGGCCCGUCUAUGCAUGCAUUUUCAGGUCAAUCUAGGCUUCCAUCUGGCAUUGUUUUAUUCACUGAAGACCAGUUACUGAACCGUUGAAUAAAGUAUAUUACCUGUGUUUGCAUAUGUGCAGAUGUCAUGUAGCCCAUGGUUGAUCUGUGCAUGCUUUGACCAACAUUUGAGGUAUUGAUAUGGAACGCAAAUAAACCAUCUUUUGGCAUGAUAUAUUGUAACAUCACCCAAUUUUGGAGACAAUGACAAAAUUUGAUUAAAUCGAGAGUGCCUAGCUGUAUAGAUAAACGCAAUAUACCAUUUGGAUUUUGUAAGUUCUAAAAUAUUUGGCUGAUUGGUAUGUCUGAUAUGGUUUGUCAUGUAAUGAGUGAAGAGUUACUCAACAGGGAAGAAUGGAUGGAGCUAUAGGCAGAAUGUAAAUAUGUACAUUUGAUGUAAAUUCAACGUUAGUUUUCUCGCAAACUGCUUAUCACAGUGACUAGCACCAUUUGAUAGCUCUGGUUGUGCCAUUUCAUGCGAUAUCUGUGUGAUGUUUUGAGGCACUGAAGGCUCUACUUGGCACAAAUUAAUGUACGCUGCCGUUUCCAAUAAAGCCUUUGAGAGUUCUUUUUCCUUCUUAAUUCAGAAUUUAUAAAUUAUUAUGAAGUUUUUGUAAUUAAUUGACCUUCUUGUAUGAAUACAGAUUGUUGAUGUUAUUGAUGCAAAUGAGUUAAUUCUAUGAAAGAAUAAUAAAGAUAUGAGUGCUAUA